Trypanosoma cruzi is the source of this 513-nucleotide messenger RNA. RefSeq lists its product as uncharacterized. The transcript has a single exon. Lineage: Eukaryota; Euglenozoa; Kinetoplastea; Trypanosomatida; Trypanosomatidae. The coding region runs from base 1 to 513 and encodes 170 amino acids. The record is from RefSeq and is a predicted model, not a curated record.
AUGAAUCAGUUUGAGUUAUUUGUGGCAAGUUCAGAGAGUGCCAGAUCUGAUGCCUGGCGUUACCUUCGACGUCUUAGAGAGUUGGACAACAGAAUCGAUGAGAACAUGCAGCGUCUCCGCGAGAUAGCAGAGACUGUGGUGAAACCCACCGUUACGCAAAGAACUGAAGAAAGAAAGAGGAAGAAUGGCUUACCGCACGGGAAUGAGAAACGAGGGCGCUCACCUCCAGGAACUGUGACGAGUGGAGCUUUUUUUAGGGGGCAUGGUGAGGAUGAGGAUGACGUGUCCUCGGAAACCUCUGUUGUGUUAUUAGAGCCGAGUGAGGCCAAGCUACGUGUGGAGUAUCGCGCUUGUCGGCAUCGCGUUUUGAGGUAUGCGUUGGAACGGGAGGCAGUGGCGGAGGAACUUAAGGCGUGUGGAAGUGAAAUGAAAAAGUGUCUCGCGGUUCGUAUGGCCAAACUGCGGCAGACGUUGCGUGGGGUCGAAUACUCCUCUCCGGGUACUUCAUCCUAG